CUGACGUGGCCUUCAGAAAGUGGCUUUUGUGUGCAGCCAAGAGACCUGGUUUCAAAUGCCAGCCUGAGCAUCUUCAGGCUCAUUAAUAAUGGAGGCGUCUGACAGGGCCAGCUUUGCUUGCUUUGUUUCCCCUGUAGAUGAAAGGGGACAUGGAUCUUUCUGUUUUGCCCAAUAACAACCAUCCUGACAAAUUCCUGCAGCUUGACGUGAAGUCUUUAAUGAGGAGCUCAACCCUUCUGCAGGCUAGCCUCGCGAGAUUUCCGGGUGGAAAUUUCCCGGCUACACAACACUGGCAAAACCUUGUCUACUCCCAGAACCCUGGGGCUUCUUAGAGGAAAUCUGUGAGCUGGAGUGAAAAUUCAGUGAGAGAAAAGAACAUUGCUUCUCAACAAGCUAAAGGAUUUGGCGGGGAGAGCGCAGUUCUCCCCGACAGUCCUCCACCAUCCAUGUCUUCAGUAGUGAAGAAUAACCCGCUAUACGGUGAUGUAAGCUUGGAAGAAGCUAUGGAAGAGAGAAAAAAGAAUCCUUCGUGGACCAUUGAGGAAUAUGACAAACAUUCUGUGCACACAAAUCUCUCUGGACAUCUAAAGGAAAACCCCAAUGACCUGCGCUUUUGGUUAGGGGAUAUGUACACUCCAGGCUUUGACACUUUGCUGAAAAAGAAGAAGAAACGCAACAAGCGAUCAAAAUUAUGUCACAUGGGUCUGAUUUUACUCAUUGUGGCCUCCAUCUUGGUUACCAUCGUGACUCUCAGCACCUUAUUCACCUAAGGAAAUUGCAAAUCCUCUAAAGCUUUAAAACGCCUUCUAAAUAUUCACAGGAACAAUCUGUCUCUGUGCAUUGUGAAUGUGUGUGUCCACAUCACUAGCUGUGUGACUAAAUGCCAUUGUCCUUUGAAAUGUGAGCUCUGCUUGCAUUAUGCUGCCCUCCCUGCUUUGUUCUGUGAAACCCCUGUGUGAUACUGGUCUGGGUUUUUUUCCUUUGUGAAGCAGAUAUUCCAGAGCAUCACAAUAACAAACAUCACCACAUGCACCCACAACCAGUUUUAUGGUAGAGAGCAGAACAGAAUCAAGCACUGACAGCCUCUGUCUCAGUGCUCAUCAUUCACUCCCUCCUCC
Messenger RNA from Phodopus roborovskii (desert hamster), 1118 nucleotides. It is a transcript of the gene Minar2, whose product is annotated as membrane integral NOTCH2 associated receptor 2. The transcript has 4 exons. Lineage: Eukaryota; Metazoa; Chordata; Mammalia; Rodentia; Cricetidae. The record is from RefSeq and is a predicted model, not a curated record.